UCUCCGGGGCGAAUCCUUCCCGACGUCACUCCUGGUGCCCCAUAAAUAGAGCGGACAGGACUCCUCUCUGCACUCAAACUCAAAACACAUAAUUUCUUCAGCGCGUGAACGACAACAGAGGAUUAAAAAUAAGCGAGUCCAUUCGGUUCCUGGAUAUUUGAACAGGACUAGUAUUACUCCUACUACCAGAAGCCACAUCACCUUUGAGCAGACCAUGACUUUGAACAAGGGAGAUAAACUGCGGAACAUGGAGAGGAGGCGAGGCAGCGUCCCCUUCCCAAUGAAUCUUCCCAACCUGCACCGGCGCAGCAUGCCCGUGGACGACCGCGACCUGCGCGCCUCAUUGCCUCCGAGUCAGGUGGACGAGCUGUCUAACCUGCUGCGCUGUACCUCCUCCUAUUCCUCCCCCGGAGAGCCACUACGGGACAGCUGCGUGUCCGACUCCUCCGACUCGGUAAUCUCGUCCGGCAGCGACGCCGAGAACCAGCUGUAUAAGGUGGUCCUGUUGGGGGAACACGGCGUGGGCAAGUCCAGCCUCGCGCGCAUCUUCGGCGGUGUGGAGGAGGCUCACGACUCUGAGGAAACAGGAAACACCUAUGACAGAUCGGUGAUGGUUGAUGAGGAGGAGGCGUCCAUUUUGUUGUACGACGUUUGGGAACAGGACAACAGUCCCUGGCUGAAAGAGCAGUGCAUGAAAAUGGGAGACGCCUACAUCAUCGUCUACUCCGUGACGGACAAGUCAAGCUUCGAGAAGGCGUCGGAGCUGCGUAUACAGCUGCGCCGGGCCCGUCAGUCGGAAAACAUACCCAUAAUCCUUGUCGGCAACAAGAGCGACCUGGUUCGAUCCAGAGAGGUGUCUAAAGAUGAGGGCAGCGCUUGCGCCGUGGUCUUCGACUGCAAGUUCAUCGAGACGUCGGCGUCGCUGCACCACAACGUGCUGGACCUGUUCCAGGGCAUCGUGCGACAGGUCCGCCUGCGACGCGACACCAAGGAGGAGAACGCGCGGCGCAUGGCCAACUGCAAGCGGCGCGAGAGCAUCAGCAAGAAGGCCAAGCGCUUCCUCGGCCGCAUGGUCGCUCGCAAGAACAAGAAGAUGGCCUUCAGACAGAAGUCCAAGUCCUGUCACGAUCUCUCUGUGCUUUGAGGGGAAGGGGAUGCAGAACUCCCCCCCCCCCCCACCUGCUGAAGACCAGAAGCUGUGUGUGUGUGUGUGUGUGUGUGUGUGUGUGUGUGUGUGUGUGUGUGUGUGUGUGUGUGUGUGUGUGUGUGUGUGUGUGUGUGUGUGUGUGUGUGUGUGUGUGUGUGUGUGUGUGUUUUAACACUAACACUUAAAGGACUAGUAUCGUUGUACAGAAAUGCAAUAUAUAUUUUUUUUUUAUUAGAAACUAAACACAAGAGCCAACAGAGGACUUGUGGGACUGAGAAUAUUCAGGCCGCGCCAAGAGGAAUAAUACGCAUGUUGUUGAUUUUUAUUUAUUAUUAUUAUUGUUAUUAUUAUGAUGAUUAUUUCAAGACAAUUAUUUUAUUCUGUGUCUGCCUUAAACGAUUUUCUGCCAUCAUAUGGUCCUUUUUUUUCUCAUGGUCUGGUAGGAUUACCUGGUAGGAAAGUGUGUGUAUAUAAACGGUAUUCUGACAGACUGUGUAAGGAAAACAUACAAGUCAUGGUGUUAUCCAAGGCACACUGUGCCAGAUCUCAAACUUGGAUUUCUGGAGUCCGUUCUACUUGAUGAGUGGUACGCAGGUUCGUACCCGGCCCAAGUCAGGAUGAGAGAGAAGUUGUGAUUGUGUUUUUUAAAGAUUGACAUGACAUGAAUAAUAACAGCAAUAAACAGAUGUUGGUUGUUUGAAGCAUACGGUUACUAUGAAAUUAUUGUUUACAUUUGUUUCUUUUGCAAUAAAAGGUAAUUAUUACUAUCCUUAUCAUCUCUCAAGUCAAGUCAAAUAUAUUGUAUUUGAAUGGCCCUUAAUCCCAGUUACAGUCUGGGAGGGCUUUGCAAGCCAUAUAUUUAUGACAUCCCACUAACUCUAGCCCCCCAAAUGGCAAGAAAAAAGUCCCUUUAUUAACAAGGAUUAUUCAGAAGGAACGCAAAGUCGGGGAUCCCUUCUUCAAGGGAUGGUUAGGAGUGGGUAAGGAGGACAAUGAGGAAUAUCAAGGUCUUUUGGAUAUGAUGAUGCUAAUCCAUGUCUAUCAGCGGCAUUCUGUAAAAGCCGGAGGCUUAUUUUAGAGUUUAGUAAACAGAAAAGUAAUCUAGAUGAUGUGAAUGUGUGGAUGAGCGUAAUGCAUCUGCUGAGGAUAACAUUGGUCUGAUUAUGGUUAUGCUUCUAAGACUAAAGAAUUUAGUUCUAGCGAUACUUUUUACAUGUUGAAUAAAAUAAAUACAGGUCACAGGACACUGUGAUGGUCGCUCGCACAAACAAGAAGAUGGCCUUCAGACAGAAGUCCAAAUCCUGUCACGAUCUCUCUGUGCUUUGAGGGGAAGGGGAUGCAGGACUCCCCCCCCCCACCUGCUGAAGACCAGAAGCUGUGUGUGUGUGUGUUUUAACACUAACACUUAAAGGACUAGUAUCGUUGUACAGAAAUGCAAUAUAAAUAUAUUUUUUAUUAGAAACUAAACACAAGAGCCAACUGAGGACUUGUGGGACUGAGAAUAUUCAGGCAGCGCCAAGAGGAAUAAUAUGCAUGUUGUUGAUUUUUAUUUAUUAUUGUUAUUAUUAUGAUGCUUAUUUCAAGACUAUUCUUUUAUUCUGUGUCUGCCUUAAAAGAUUUUCUGCCAGCAUAUGGUCCUUUUUUUCUCAUGGUCUGGUAGGAUUACCUUGAGGUCCCACUCUGUGGGAAAUUGUGUGUAUAUAAACGGUAUUCUGACAGAUUGUGUAAGGAAAACAUACAAGUCAUGGUGUUGUCCAAGGCACACUGUGGCAGAUCUCAAAGUUGGAUAUUUGUUUCCUCGGUGGCGGGACUUAUUCUUCAGAGGUCUAUAUUCAAAUGUGCCCCUUCUUACGUAGGAGGGGGUGCCGAAACUGACUCAUUCGUUUGAUAACUGUAGACAAGGUAUUUUCAGAAAUGCAAAAAAAAAAAAAUAAUGCAAAAAAGUGUUGUUUUCAUAAUAUGUCUCCUUUAAAUCUUUAAAUUGUGUUAAUUUUUGCUUUGGGCAGAUGAUUAUCAUUUCCAUUUUCCCUGCUGCAAGCCGUUUCGGGACAUCCGUCUUUUAAUUGCACCCAAGCA
Gadus chalcogrammus (walleye pollock) is the source of this 3223-nucleotide messenger RNA. It is a transcript of the gene rrad, whose product is annotated as Ras-related associated with diabetes. Gene Ontology annotation, cellular component: plasma membrane. The record is from RefSeq and is a predicted model, not a curated record. NCBI's taxonomy places the organism in Eukaryota, Metazoa, Chordata, Actinopteri, Gadiformes, Gadidae. Bases 215 to 1144 code for a protein of 309 amino acids. Gene Ontology annotation, biological process: negative regulation of high voltage-gated calcium channel activity. Gene Ontology annotation, molecular function: GTPase activity; GTP binding; calcium channel regulator activity. The transcript has 5 exons.